Messenger RNA from Hylaeus anthracinus, 1123 nucleotides. It is a transcript of the gene mRpL19, whose product is annotated as 39S ribosomal protein L19, mitochondrial. Gene Ontology annotation, biological process: translation. NCBI's taxonomy places the organism in Eukaryota, Metazoa, Arthropoda, Insecta, Hymenoptera, Colletidae. Bases 144 to 1061 code for a protein of 305 amino acids. The transcript has 4 exons. The record is from RefSeq and is a predicted model, not a curated record. Gene Ontology annotation, molecular function: structural constituent of ribosome. Gene Ontology annotation, cellular component: ribosome; mitochondrial large ribosomal subunit.
GGUCUUAUGGAGAAGAAUAACGGCAUCUACCGCUUACUACUGCUUACUACGGCUUAUCGAACAAGCAUCACAUUUCUACAAGAAAGUAACCUAAUAUAUAUUGUAAUUUAAAAAAAUUUGAGCUAACAUUUUUAUGUUGAAAUAUGGUUAUUUCAUCGAGAUUCUUAUCUUAUAGAAUAUGGCAAAAUCUACGUCUCGUGAAAACGAUAAGCAAAGAAGCAAGAGCUUCUUCAUCUUCAGCACAAGCAUUAAUACUUAAAACAAAGUCUGAAAGUGAUUCUAAAAAUGAAACUACGCAAGAGUCAAUCGAUUCAUCAACUUUAGCAAAGUACAGAUUUAGUUAUCCUGAGUUUUUACCAGAUCCAAAUCCAUUAUAUCGUAACAGUAUAAGAGAAAAGUUAGAGCGUUUAGAUAUGUUGGCCAGGAGAUCUGUUGUAAGCAUUCCUGAGUUUUAUGUUGGCUCUAUAUUAGCGGUGACUUAUGCAGAGCCACAUGCAUCUGGAAAAGUAAACAGAUUUGUUGGUAUAUGCAUAGAGAGAGGUGGUUGUGGAUUAAGAGCUUACUUUAUUUUGAGGAAUGUUGUAGAUAACGAAGGUAUAGAAGUACGCUAUGAAUUGUAUGAUCCAGCUAUUCAGAAUGUUCAAUGUUUAAGAUUAGAGAAAAGGUUAGAUGAUAAAUUACUUUAUCUCAGAGAUGCAGAUCCUCGGUAUAGUACAUUUUCAUUUGAUAUGGAACCAGAACCGUUCCCUGAUGGAGCACCUGUUCCAUUAAAUAAAAUUAAAGUUCCUCUUAAACAACAGAAAUGGAUACAGAAGUAUGAACUUCAAAAUUUGAAAGGAGCAACAGACAUAAUUGUUACUGAAAAACGUAGAAAGAAGGCAGAAAAGUUUGCUAAACCAUGGGAGGAAUAUGAUUUAAUGAAAUCAUAUAGGGAAACUAUACCAAAAGAAGAACAAGAACAGAUAUUCUCUGAGCUACAGAUGGAACUCUCUCAACUAGAAGUAAAGAAGAACAUACUGAAUCGAAAACGUGCGUCAACAAGGCCAAAGAAAAGUGUAUAAACUUUUGGAAGUUGUAAACUAUAAUUUGAUUUUACCAAUUACAUAUACAUUUAAAAAACUCA